AUGCGGGAAUCCUCUACUCCCAAGAGCAGUUGGACUUCAUCGCCAAUGCUCAGCGCCUUGACCCAUACAGCAAUACAUACAAUGAAGGGUGGCGCCAGCAUCCCAACUUUGCUUGGAAUAGCAACACCACUAAACCACCUGGUUUCCCAGCACCAACGGGUGGUUUCUAGCAGAGGCAGCCUUUCCAGGCUAGACAAGGGCCAGCUCCACAGCAGCAGCCUUACCAGCCUAGGCAGGGGCAACCGUUUCAGCAGCCUCAACGUCAGUAUGCCGAGCCAUCAGCAGCUCCAUCUCCAGAUAAUCAUAUGA
Linum trigynum is the source of this 309-nucleotide messenger RNA. The record is from the annotation of a GenBank genome assembly. Lineage: Eukaryota; Viridiplantae; Streptophyta; Magnoliopsida; Malpighiales; Linaceae.